Messenger RNA from Vitrella brassicaformis, 5368 nucleotides. NCBI's taxonomy places the organism in Eukaryota, Vitrellaceae. The record is from the annotation of a GenBank genome assembly.
GGAACCCUAAACCCUUAUCGUUGGUCACCUCCGUAAGCCUCCGCGGCUCUGACCUGAGUCAGGCGUAUUGUGUCUGAGGGCAAACCGCACAUGUACAGCACACGCACGGACAGACAGACAGAUGUCUGGGCGAAAAAUGCGCACGCGGACAGAAUGCAUGCAUGCACACACAUGCACCAGGAGGAAGAUGUGUAUCCACACACAUACACGUGUCACGGGCAGCAACAGAUCUCAUCGUAGACUGUCAGUAAGGAAGGGUGUGGAAAAUGGGAUACUACUCUACAGCUGACUGACUGCCACAAAUACACUCACCACUCACUCCCUUACCCACACAUACACACACACAAGGACAACCGGACAAGCAAGUUGGAGGAAAAAGACGACAAGUCUCACGUCCGUCUCUCUCAGCACACAACAUGAACCGACCGAUAAACGCAUUCGUUGAUCACACUCACGCACUCAUCCAUGCACAGAAACUGAUGGCCUGUCUACCCCCCGCCGUAUCUGCAGUGCCCGAUGCCCUCGUGCUCGUCGUCCUCUCCUCUCUCCUGAUCAAAACCCCCCUUGAUGGUCGCCAGUGCGAUGAACGAUGCCUGGCGCUCGGAGUAGGUGGCGAUCAGCGCACCCAUCUGCAGCGCCUUGGUGGGAUGCCCUCUCAACGACUGCACAUACUCUGACCGGCUCCUCAUCUCGGGGUAGGGCGUGGGGGGGCGAGAUGUGGCUCCUGCUGCCUGCUGCUGGUUUGGCGGUUGCUGAGCCAUGGCUGGGUCGUGUUGUUGCUGCUGCUGCUGCGUGUCGGUGUCUUCGCUCUCAUCGAUGACAGACGGGGAGGGGGGCGGGGGCGGGGUGGGCGGCUCGGCUAUCGACAUACCAGGAGGGGGAGGGCCCGCGAACGGCAUCCGACGACGGACCUGCCAACACACACACAUACAAGACCCACCACGUCUAUGUGUCCGCUGUGUGCGCGUUGACUAGGGUGGUUGACUGACGUACCGAUGAGACGAGGAACCGUAUUGCCUGAGAGAAUCCGGGCAUGCGUGAGCCCCAGAGCGGGUUGCUGAGCAGCAUGAGGCUGCCCUGCCCGUCGAACGAGACGGAUGCGUUGCGGCCGGCCAGUCGUCGCGAGAGGGCCGUGCUGUCGUAGCCCAUCCUGCUGGAGGAGGGGUCGGUGUCGCUCGGCAGGGGCGUCUUGAGCAGACCGUUGAAACGGAUGAUACCGUAAUCCUCACCUGACAUAUAUAUCAACCAUGGCAGGGAGUGUGUGCUGUGCAGUGGUGGCUUGGCUGUGGCUGGGAUGGGAUACUCAUGUAUGGUGCCUACCGUGAAUGCCCAUGACUCGGACGAAGCUCUCGUCUGUGGCGGCGGUGAUGAAGUGACGACUGGUUGACAAAUACAACGACCUAAAGAAGAAAAAAACGCAGGCCAGGCAGACAAAGAACACAUACCUCGGGUGUGUCUGUCAGACUUGUCUGCUGCCGUCCGACUGACGUACCUGCGGUAGUUUUGCUGAGAGUGCAGCGGCGGCACCUGCAGGCCGUCAUGCGAUGGGUACUCACACGCACUGCCCAGCGAGAACUGAUGCAGACUUGCAUCGAUGCCACUGCACAGCAGGAAUCGGUCGUCGGGCGAGAAGCAGCACAUGACGUUGAGACACCCCGUGUGGAAACAUUGAGCCGGCCGGCUGCUGCAGAUCUUCUCACGCAAAUCCCACAACCUGCACACGACAACAGGCAACAGACCAUCAGCCUUUGGCACACACACAGAGAGAGAGAGAGAGAGACCCCGCCGAAUGCUCACUUGCACGUCUGGUCGAACGACGAUGUCGCGAAAAUGUGAGGCGAGUGAUUGGAGAACCUGGACAGCAGACACACACACAAGAGACACAGAGAGGUCACGAACGUGCCUCUGGUGCUGCCGGGGGCUUGGAUUCCUUCCUGACCUCAGUAUGUUGAUGUGGUGGUGGUGCACGUUGUCGAACACCUGCAGCUGCCGCGCCGUGGCCACGUCAUACAGCGCCAAGUCGCGCCUAAAGCCUGACGUCAUGAAGUAGUCGUCACUCACAUUCACUGACAAAGAACUACACACACACACACAGAGAGACGGGGAGGGAGCAAUGGAUACACACAUCGACCGACACAGAGAUGGCCGGAGGGCGUAUGGUAUCUGGCCCACCUACCUGAGUUGUUCGAAUCUUCUGCAGCUGUGGAGUCUCCUGAGUCCCCUGCCCAGGCCCUCGUUUUCGUCCCACUGCAGCAUGCAGGUGGUGCCAUCGUUGGCCGCACCGCAUAUGGCGAUGGUGGGGUGCAGAUGCAGCCACGCCAAACCCAGGAUGGGGCACUGCGCCACGGGCUCCCUGCCGACUGACACAUCCCUCUCGAAGUCUAUCACCGACACCUGCACACACACAAUGUGUGUGUCUCCACUGUAAAGGACACACGUCAUUCCUCUCUCCCUCUCUCCCUCCCUCCCCGGCUCACCGCGCCACUUUUGUGUCCAACGAGCAUCACAUCUUCCCUCACAGGAUGGAACUCAAACUGCCGCGCGUCGCGGGAGGUCCGCACCACCCGCAGGUCCUCGUGCGGCACCACACGCCAAUUCGGACUCGACCAACCCUCCACCAUUGCGCCCUCCUUGGCUCUCCGGCCAUUGGGGGCCAUUGGUGGGCGUGUGGCGGGCUCGCUGACGGGGGGCAGGUGAAAUGCAUAGCUCUCGGAGUAGGAGCGACAUCGUGUCUUGGCUGCUGCUGCUGCUGCCGCUGUGGUGGUGGUGCAUGUGGAGUGAGCGAAGCUGUAUCUGUGUCGCUGCUCGCACUCAUAGUGGUGGGGAUGUGCCGCGGGGCUGUCGCAGCGGAAGUCCAUCUGACAGGGGGGAGGGAGACAGGGGGGGAGGAAAGGGAAGGACACACACACACACACACGUGUAUCAUGGCUGGAUCCCCUCUCCCUCUAUCGGUACCUCUGAGUCGUCAUCCGACAUGCCGAUGAUUCCGUCGUCCUCCUGAUCUUCCCCAGCACCAGCACCAGCACCAACACAAACCUCACAAGGCUUCUCGUCCGCAGCGCUGUCCCCAGCCGGCUGGCGACACCUCGGCGACGGCGGCGACGGACCCGCCCCAAGCAAAGGCGAGCUGGGCCAGCCCUCCUCGGUGCCAGCCGUGACCCAGCUGUGGGUCUCGCCCCUCUCGUCGUCGUCACCGCCCUCGCCAUCGUCGCUCACCACAUCGCCACUCGGCAAUGGCAGGGACUGCUCACAGCACGAUGACGCGUCAGAGCCCUCAUCAGCCCCAUGUGGAGUGGGCUCGACCUCUCGAACCAGCAGCAUGACUCUCUGUGUGCCGCUGGUCGAUGGCUGCCUGGGCCCUCGUGUGCGGUAGAGUCCGCUGCGCAUGGCGAGUGCCCACUGGAAGCAGCGGCUGUUGGCGGCCGUUAGAGUGUCGGGCGACGGGGGGGUAGCAAGGUGGAUGGUGACACGCUCCGACGAGCACCACCUCAGAUCCUCUCUCAGCUUGAGGGUGGGCUUGGGCUGAUCCAGCACUGAUUAAUCAAACACACCACAGUCAGCGUAGCACACACAGUACGUCAGCAAAUCACCCGUGUUGUGCGGCCAGCAGAGACUGUUUGGCUUACGUGGCUGGUGUGGCCGUGUUGGGUUGGCCCAUAGGAAGCCGCUGACGGUCUCCAUGACGGCCAGGCCCAUGACUCGCUCCAGAUGUCGACUUAGGGCAUCCAAAAGGUCGCCAAGACAGGCGUCACGAUCCAACUCAAGGUACGUCUCCUCCAUGCUGUGGUCGUCACACUGCAGGCAGACAGGCAGGCAUCAGGCACACCAGUUGCACGACCGCCUGUGUGUGUAUGUUAUGUGUUUCUGUCUGCUUUUGUUUGUAUGGUCACCCGUAUAAGCACGAUGAAGGUGUCAUCAAAGCCGGCGAUCGUUGCGCCCUCCAGUACAUGUGCCUCGAAGUAGAUGGCCUCCUCCCCGUCCCUCGCAGCCCCAUGACGCUCAACCAGACUCCAUUGCUCGUGGCCACGCAGGCCCAGGUCCCCCAGGCUGGCCCUCUGCCCGUCCUCCCUCCCAGGCAGCCUCCACCGUUGGUCGACCACACGGAUGGCGUCUUGCGGGCAGUCGCAUGACGACAGCAGCUGGCCGAUGUCGGCAGAUGGCAGCCAGAAUGGAGGCGAAAAGUCAUGACUGUCGCUGGCGUCCACCAUGGGUGUGUCGCCGUCCACGGCGGGGGAGAAGUGCUCGGCGGCUUCGCCGUGGGGGGAGGGCAUCUGGAUGAGCACUUGUGAGGGCCACUCGAGCAUGAGGGCCUGGUCGGCAGUCAGCACACCCGAGGGCGACACCGCACAGCCAGGACGCCCGCCGGCUGCAGGCAGACACACGGAACAGAAUAAACACAUUUCAGCAAGCCAGGUAUUCCCUCGCUUCGUGUUUGUCUCUCUGUCUUGCUCACCUUGAACCUUCCUGAGUCUGAGCGGCAUGAACUUGGGUAUCCCGUCACAGACCACACGCAACGCAUCCAACAACAGCGCACCCGUCAGCCGACCACCAGACGAAGCAGGACAACAAGAAGUAGACGAAGGUGACGACGACGAUGGAACUGACACGGGGACCGCGGGCAGCCUGAUGUCCAUGCCCUGGAUCCUCACUGUCACGCUGCGAUGCCGCACCCUCUCCAGCCUCAUCGCCACCGUCGGCACCACAUGCCGGCUCACGUACUGCUUCGACGCCCGCCCUGGAUGCGGCCGCAUCAUCGACCUGGGGCUGGUCGAGAUGCGCAGGACCUUGCCGUCGCGCGAUGACCGGGGUGAGGUGUCGUCUGUGUGAGGGGGAGCGGAGGAGGGGCAGGGGCGGUCGGCGAUGGGCUGCCGUGUGGUCGACCAGUGGAGACGAAACAGCUUCCGCCAGUUGAUCAGACGCUCCACUGAUGGACAGACAGACAACCAGAGAAGGAGAAAACAGCCAUAUGAGGGAAAAGGGCAGGAGAAGUGACAGAACAUCGUGUGACUGACUCACCAGGUAUGCCGAGAGUGAAGGGGCAGGCCCACGAGUCAAAUUCGCGCCUCCUGGCGGCCUCUCCGUCCUCGUCGAUGAUCUUGCUUCUCUGGCAGUAGUGGCGCCAGUUGGUGCCCCCCUCGGGCAGGUUGCGGAAGAGGGAACAGCAUGCCUCCAGCCGCCGGUAGUCACACGGGUCCAGGUAGUCAAGGAUCUCAAACCACAGCUGCGGACAGAUGGGCGGACUGCGAGUCCACGAGGAUGACAUGCGGGGAGCACGACUCUCACUCAUCUGUAAUCAGCCGAUGACAUUUGAUGCACUGAUCUUCAUGACAUCUCUCGUUUGCCUUGGGAAGCCUUCCUCCGACUUGGG